AUGUUCCUGAGCCCGGGCGAGGGGCCAGCGGCUGAGGGUGGGCGGCCAGGGCCUGGCGAGGAGGCCCCCAAGAAGAAGCACCGGAGGAACCGCACGACCUUCACCACGUACCAGCUGCACCAGCUGGAGCGGGCGUUCGAGACCUCCCACUACCCGGACGUUUACAGCCGCGAGGAGCUGGCCGCCAAGGUGCACCUGCCCGAGGUGCGCGUGCAGGUGUGGUUCCAGAACCGCCGGGCUAAGUGGCGCCGCCAGGAGCGUCUGGAGUCAGGCUCCGGCGUGGCAGCCCCGAGGCUCCCCGAGGCCCCAGCACUGCCUGCCCGCCCUCCCGCCAUGCCACUGCCCCUGGAGCCCUCUGGCCCUGGGACCCCAGCCGUGCCAGCUCCGCGCCUCCUGGGCCCGGGUCCAGGGCUGCAGGGGUCCUUUGGGCCCCACGCCUUUGGUCCAGCCUUCACGGACGGUUUCACCCUGGAGGAGGCGUCCUUGCGACUGCUGGCCAAGGAGCACGUGCAGGCUCUGGACAGGGCCUGGCCAUCGGCCUGA
Molecule: messenger RNA, 543 nt
Organism: Balaenoptera musculus (blue whale)
Lineage: Eukaryota; Metazoa; Chordata; Mammalia; Artiodactyla; Balaenopteridae
Gene: RAX2
Product: retina and anterior neural fold homeobox 2
Biological process (GO): positive regulation of transcription by RNA polymerase II
Molecular function (GO): RNA polymerase II cis-regulatory region sequence-specific DNA binding; DNA-binding transcription factor activity, RNA polymerase II-specific
Source: RefSeq, a predicted model, not a curated record